Haliotis rubra (blacklip abalone) is the source of this 1436-nucleotide messenger RNA. RefSeq lists its product as uncharacterized. The coding region runs from base 195 to 1229 and encodes 344 amino acids. The transcript has a single exon. The record is from RefSeq and is a predicted model, not a curated record. NCBI's taxonomy places the organism in Eukaryota, Metazoa, Mollusca, Gastropoda, Lepetellida, Haliotidae.
ACGGGUUUCUUCGAUAUCUUGGUUUGUGUGGAUCGUUAACAUACGUAUUAAGACAGCCAGUGUGGGUAUCGUGUCACAGUUGAACAUUCGGAGAUUAAUGGGCAUGUUGUCUUCUCAAGCCGAGGAUUUAAGUUACUGAGAUUACACAUAAGAUAUUACUGACAUCCAUUACGUGUUACCCUGAUCUGUGCACGAUGGAGGUGGAGGGUCAAAGGACGGUACCAAAUGAAAGUUCUAAAUCAGAAGACGCUCGGCCGAUUCCAACCGAGGCAGAGCUGUCUGGUCAGAAGACAAAGAAUAUCAAGAUGAAGCAGUACCUGUGUGUGAAGCACGCGUUACCCAACACGAGGCUGACGCACACCAUCCUCCACGAGAACGUGAGUCAGGACCGCCAUCUUGAGAUGAAGCUGUCAAAUAUCCGGCACACUAGAAACAAAUCGUCAAACAUUCAUGAUCUGACCAGACGAGCAUUUGAAGCUCAGCAGUCACGAAAGAUGAAGAAGUGGAAGAAAGAGGAUGAGAACCGAAUCGCGGGGAUGAACCUUCCCCAGAUCAACCAUCUCGACGUGGAGUCAGCGCCCCUCACCGUCGUCAUCUAUCGUAUGCCCGAACACGCCGAGCGUACGUGGAGCGGCGGCAGACGACAGCAACAGCUUCCAAUGAUGAAGGUGAGAAGGGAGAGGACGGAGAUUGUCACAUACCAGGAAAAAGCCUUUCUCACAAAACUACCGCCCGUUGUCGAAAUUGAUCAGAGAAAACUGGAAAAACACAAUACAUAUUGUGGAAAGGUCCUCUUGGGUAAAGGUAUGCCGGGCCAAGAUCAACGCUUCCAAGAACUCGCAUCCAUGCUAAGCCCGGCCAUGUUGAACGAUAGAGACAAAUACCCGGUCCAAAACAUGGUGAUGAAGAGCAGAAGAGCGAAGUAUGCUAAUAUUUUCCCGCUGAACUCUGACCCUGGGUUUCGUAGAUCCCCGGAUGUGAAAGUCAUCGUGGCUGCAAGACCAAGGUCUGUGGUCAGUAGCAAGCUGUCGGACAAAUCUUUCGGAAAAGGACCAAGAAUGUUCUCAUGCACCACGACGAAAAGGAAGAAGAAGAGCGCAAAAGCGAAAAGUGUCAGGAUAGGCGAAACUCAAACAUUCACAGGCUCGAGUGGUCUUUCAACGUAUUCAGGGGAGACAACUCUCGGUGACCAUGUUGAGGAGGACAACUCUGGCGAACCUGCUGUCUAGUCCUAGAAAAGGCAUUAUGUUGUCGCCCUUUAACCAGGUAAAUAUUGUGAUAUACGAAAACACUGUGAAGUUGGUUUGAAGAUACUGUUUCCAAGAGGUGGAGUGUUAACUGACUGAGAAACUUAAAUCGAAAAUGUGAGUUUUCAUCAGAUCUCGUCUAUUCAUGUAAUUCUUUGAUAUUGUUAUAAACCGUAGAAAUGAUACGUU